This is a messenger RNA of Myxocyprinus asiaticus (Chinese sucker), 1998 nucleotides long. Its product is annotated as paired box protein Pax-6-like. Gene Ontology annotation, molecular function: DNA-binding transcription factor activity, RNA polymerase II-specific; RNA polymerase II cis-regulatory region sequence-specific DNA binding. The record is from RefSeq and is a predicted model, not a curated record. Gene Ontology annotation, biological process: anatomical structure development; regulation of transcription by RNA polymerase II. NCBI's taxonomy places the organism in Eukaryota, Metazoa, Chordata, Actinopteri, Cypriniformes, Catostomidae. Bases 616 to 1287 code for a protein of 223 amino acids. The transcript has 7 exons.
AACUGGAUUGGACCCAAUGACUGGUACCACCAACAGGACACAGUACCCACCCAGCACAGCACUGAAGUGGCCUGUCUCUACUAAAUAGUCUCUGUGGUUAUGUUCCUUUCCACCUUUCCUCCUUUGACUGUAUAUAUCAAGACAAAUGUGUAAGUAUGAAAGACAUUAAAUGGUUUUCGAGGAUGAGGGAAUGUCAUCCAACCUGUUCAUGGUUGUAUUGUAACUUCUACCAAGUCAAGUGACACAUUAAUGUGCUACAAAAUACCAUAGAGUGUGAUUUCGCACACAGACUUUGAUGUCAACAACAAAAGUGUGUGGGAAGUGUCUUCUGCCGCAUUUAAACAGUUGAUAAGCAUAUUCAUUUUGCUAUCCUAACUAUGCACAAUUAUAUGUUUAUUUGCAUUUUAUUGUUAAAAUUUACCAUUUUUUUUUUUUCUGUCCACGACUCUUUCAAAACAGACCUGGGACCCAUUUUUGGGUCACAACCCAUCAGUUGAGAAGCGCUGUGUUAAACCAUUCUCAUUUUGCCAUUGCUUGGUAAACUAUUGUUUAUGCUCCUCAGUAACUGUUAUUUAUUCAGUGUCAGAUGGCUGCCUGGUAGACAAGGAUGUAGGGAUGGCGGGAGGAGGAAAAGUAGUGAGAGAUGGGGGGGGGGGGGGGGGGUCUCAACUGAGGCUGCAGCUGAAGAGAAAACUUCAGCACAACAGAACCAGCUUCACAACAGAACAGAUUGAAGCCCUGGAGAAAGAGUUUGAGAGAACACAUUAUCCAGAUGUUUUUGCCAGAGAACGACUUGCAAACAAAAUCGACCUUCCUGAGGCACGGAUACAAGUGUGGUUUUCCAAUCGAAGAGCCAAAUGGAGACGAGAGGAGAAGCUGCGAAACCAGAAGCAUUCUGGGGGCAGGACUUCCUGUCCUCAAACACAUGCUGCUCUGACCACAUCCUUUAACCCAACUGUUUAUCAUCAUCAGCAUGGCAACAGUGCAGCUUUCAUGCUCAGUCAAAGUGAGACAGCUCUCCCCACAUAUAAUUCUCUCUCGGUCUACUCUGGAGUCCAGUCUUCUCUUUCUCCGUCUGCCUCCUCUUAUUCGUGCAUGCUGCCACCAUCCCCUUCUGCACCUAGCCACUUUGAGACGUCCUACUCUUCACCACAUCUGCCACCUCCUUCUUUAGCUAACAGCAGCACAGGUUUGAUCUCUCCAGGGAUUCCUGUGCCUGUCCAGGUUCCAGGAAAUGAAGACAAUAUGGGGCAGAACCUUGGCCAGUACUGGGCCAGACUGCACUGAAUAAGCAUGAGAAAAGUGGUAGAUUUCCAUUGCAAAGUCACAAAAUAUGGAUAUUUACAAAAAUACAAAUAAAAACUUUAGAACAAGUUGUUCUAAACUCUGAGGAAAUAUUUCCUCUGGUGAUUGGACCUUACAACCUACAAACCAAAACCUUACAAAUGUUUUUUGGAAGAGAUUUAAGAUCUGAUGACAGUGUGCCAUAUUUGCAUCCAUGUCACCCCAGCAUUCAGCUUCAGACAGGAAUGUAUAUGAUGAAACCUGAUAGCCAAGCAUUGUGUAAUGAUCUUUGUCCUAUUUCUAAGCAAACGUCUCUUCAGAAUCAUUGACAAAAGUUCCUGGCAGCACGUCUAUUAAAAUGGGAAGCUUAUUAUUAUUAUGGUAUUCAAGAACACAGUUCUGGUGUCUACUUAUUUAAUAAUAAUUCCUGCUUACUCCACUGUAAUGUCUGCAUUAAAAUCAUUCAUUUGUUGUGAUUGUUUUCAGAAACAGAUAUGUGAUCUAUAUAUCACUUCUUAUGAAAACUUUAUGACUUUGCUUUUUGCCACCUCAGUAAGGCAAUGACAAUCAAGGCAAAUGCCUUAUUCAAUCAAAGCAGGGGACUGAAAGCCAAUCAUGAUACAGGUGCAUCUCAAUAAAUUAGAAUGUCGUGGAAAAGUUCAUUUAUUUCAGUAAUUCAACUCAAAUUGUGAAACUCGUGUAUUAAAUAAAUUC